This is a messenger RNA of Marasmius oreades (fairy-ring Marasmius), 651 nucleotides long. RefSeq lists its product as uncharacterized. The transcript has 6 exons. Gene Ontology annotation, molecular function: misfolded protein binding; ubiquitin-specific protease binding. Bases 1 to 651 code for a protein of 216 amino acids. The record is from RefSeq and is a predicted model, not a curated record. Gene Ontology annotation, cellular component: endoplasmic reticulum membrane; Hrd1p ubiquitin ligase ERAD-L complex. Gene Ontology annotation, biological process: endoplasmic reticulum unfolded protein response. Lineage: Eukaryota; Fungi; Basidiomycota; Agaricomycetes; Agaricales; Marasmiaceae.
AUGCCUGUUGGAAUUGAAGCGUGGAUAACUCAGAUUCCUCCGAUUACUAGAGCCUGGCUCGCCCUCUCGGUCCUGACGAGUCUUGCGGUGCAAUGUCAACUUGUAACACCAUUGCAACUUUACUACAGCCCUAGAAGCGCCUUUGCAAACGCACAACCCUGGCGUGCAUUCACGACAUUCUUUUACUUUGGCUCCAUAUCGCUUGAUUUUGUCUUCCACCUGUUUUUCUUUAUGCGGUACAGCCGUAUGCUUGAAGAAUCUUCCUUUGCCAACAAGAAAGCGGAUUAUUUCUGGAUGCUUCUCUUGUCCUCAAUGAUGCUUUUGGGCCUGAGUCCCUUGUUCAACCUGCCAUUUCUUUCUUCAUCACUCGCCUUCGUUCCCAUUUACAUCUGGUCACGGCGACAUCCGGAUACGCCUAUAUCUCUUUUCGGACUCGUGACGAUCACUGCACCAUAUCUCCCUGUCGCACUAGUGGCGUUCUCCUGGGUAUUAAGUGGGACGUGGAAGGCCGCCGCUGGUGACUUGGCAGGAUGCCUCGUCGGUCAUGUCAGUUGGUUUAUGAGGGAUGUAUGGGCUAGAGAGAUGCUCGGGGGAUCCAGCGUACUCAGUGAAGCACCAACCCCGUUGAAAAGACUUUUCGGUGAUUCAUAG